Messenger RNA from Chinchilla lanigera (long-tailed chinchilla), 1752 nucleotides. Its product is annotated as vegetative cell wall protein gp1-like. Lineage: Eukaryota; Metazoa; Chordata; Mammalia; Rodentia; Chinchillidae. The record is from RefSeq and is a predicted model, not a curated record.
AACUCGCUAAAUUGUCCAGGCUGGGUUUAAACUUGUCAUACUUCAUUAAAGAGUCCACCACCACACCCACCUCUCCCUUUUAUUCUAACGGUAUCCUCCUUUGUCUGAUUUAUAGUGCGCACCAGUGUCUGCACUCAUCAUAUUUAUUUACGCAAUGUCUCCUGUUAGAUCAUUGGCCACGUCGUGCAAGGUGGCACAUGCCUGUAAUCCUAGCUGCUCAGGAGGCUGAGGCAGGAGGAUCAUAAACUCAAGCCCAGCUUGGACAAUUUAGUGGGACCAAGUCUCAAAAUAAAAAUGUUAAAAGGGUUGGGGUGUAGCGUAGUGGUUGAGUACUCUCCCAACAUGUCAGUUCCCUGUACCUUAAGGAAACAAACAAGCAAACAAAAAGUCAUUCCCCUGAGGGGGGGCAUCUCAGUCAUACUAUGUCCCCACCACCCAGCACAGCACUUGUGACACUGCAAGCUCUUGACAAAUACACAUCAAAUGACCAGAUGGACACUACUAAUAAAAGCAAGUCAUUACAGGAGGCAGAGGCAGGAGGUUUGCAAGUUUCAGCUCAAUCAGAGCAACUUAUCGUCUUAGCAAGACCCUAUCUCCAAAUAAAAAAUUUUAAAGGGCUAAAAAGAAAGAAAUAAAAAAGAGGAAAAGGGUUGAGAAUGUAGGCACUGGGUUCAAUUCCCAGGACCGAAAAUAAAACAAAAGCGCGAACAAGUUGUCCCUAAUUUUCUCAGGUAGUGAGUUCUCCAUUAAGAGAGGUGUCCAAGUAGAAAUUUAACGACCAUAUCUUGCAGUUAAUUCAGUCUGCAAGGUCCCAACCCAUGCCUCAGUUUCCUCACUUAUGCAAUGGGUAUGCUGUGUUGGGCCGGCGCUCCCAGCGCAGCUCUCGCCUGCGAUCUCCGCAGCGGCCACCAGGGGGCGUGUGCACUACCUUGGUGCCGCGGCCCGUUCGCGACGCUCCUCGAAGGUUCGGCGCCGGCGGGGCGGGGCGGGGGGCGCGUGCGCGGGGAGGGGGCUCAGGCGCGCGCUUCGGCCCGUGCUCGCGGGGGCGCGCACGGCCUCGGGAACGCGCGCGACGCAGAGUCCAUUUUUACCCGAGCGAGGCUAAAAAUAGUCGCGGCGCUCGGAGCCGAGCCCGAAAUAGCCGCCCCCAGAUAAGGCAGGACGACUCAGCGCUUCCGGGGAGCGGAAGGGGGAUGGGGGGGCGCCGGGCGGAGUGGGUCCCCGCGUCCCCAGCGCGCCCCACCGCGUCCCUCGGCCAGCGGCUUCAGGCGCGACUUCAGCGCCCGCCCGCCCGGUGCCGUCCUUCCCCGUGUCCUGUGCCCCAUCCUCCGCCUCGCUCCGUCCCCAUCCCACACCGCAGCUCCCCUCCCCCCGCGCCCGGGCUCCCCAGCUUUCAUUCUCAGCCCUGCCCCCCCGCUCUGUCCAAAAUGUCUCCCAAGCGCCCUACUUGUGUCCCGGUGCCCCUCCCCGCCCCGCCACGCGCCUCUGGCUCUCUGGACUCUGCGCCCCAACGCUGACCCUGACCCGGCCACUCUGGGGUGCGGCUCGGAAGGCCAGGGCCUGCGUGGGGGCUGGAGGGGAGGUCUCACUCCCCGCGGCCCGGGCCUCGGUCUGGGGUCACAGUGGGGCUCAUCCUGUGACCAGACUCCAGCCUCAGGCCGGAGACAGAGCCCUGCAGGUCCUCGGUCGCCAAGGCUGAGGGCUCUGUGUCGCCAAUCAGGGUUCAGCCGGGGACCCACUGCUUAGCUCACG